GCGCCGCCGACGGAGACGCUGAAGCUGCUCUUCGGCGCCGGCGGCAUCUACGCGGCCUUCCUCUACUACGGGUCGCUCCAGGAGGACGUGUUCCGCUACGUGAGCGCCGACGGCGGCAAGUUCAAGGAGGUCUGGUUCCUCCAGGUGCUCGAGGCGCUGUGCAACGUCGCCGUCGGCUUCGGCGGCCUCGUGGCGACGAGCGGCACCAAGGGCCUGCCCCAGAAGCUCUUCGCCCUGAGCGGCGCGUCGCAGGUGCUCGCCAAGUACUGCACGAACGCGGCUUUGGCCAACGGCGUGAGCUUCCCCGUGGCGACGCUCGCGAAGAGCGGCAAGAUGGUGCCGGUCAUGGCGGGGUCGCUGUUGUUGGGGGGCGCGACGUACAGCCUGCGCCAGUACGCCCAGGUCGCCAUGAUCGUCGCCGGCACGGCCGUCGUCUCGUUGUCGAAGAAGAAGGGCGCCGGCGCCGCGUCCUCCGCGCUCGGCUUCGCGUUCAUCGCGUCGUCCUUGGUCUUCGACGGCGUCACCGGCGGCAUCCAGAAGCGCGUCAAGACGGCGACGGCGGCGCGGGGCAUCAAGCCCAAGCCCUACGACUACAUGUUCUGGACCAACGCCUACAUGCUCGCGACGGCCGCGGCCUUCGCCUUGACGCGCGGCGAGGUCAGCCGCGGCCUCGCGUUCUGCCUCGAGAACCCGGAGAUCUGGGCCAAGAUCCUCCGCUUCGGCGCCUGCUCCGCCAUCGGCCAGUCGUUCAUCUUCUUUACCAUCGCGCACUUCGAUCCCCUGGUGUGCACGACCGUCACGACGACGCGCAAGAUCUUCUCCGUCCUCCUCUCCAUCGUCCUCAAGGGCCACUCCCUCAACCUCCAGGGCUGGUCCGGCGUCUGCCUCGCCUCCGCCGGCAUC
This is a messenger RNA of Aureococcus anophagefferens, 903 nucleotides long. RefSeq lists its product as hypothetical. The record is from RefSeq and is a predicted model, not a curated record. Gene Ontology annotation, cellular component: endoplasmic reticulum membrane; Golgi membrane. Gene Ontology annotation, biological process: UDP-galactose transmembrane transport. The transcript has a single exon. Gene Ontology annotation, molecular function: UDP-galactose transmembrane transporter activity; UDP-glucose transmembrane transporter activity. NCBI's taxonomy places the organism in Eukaryota, Pelagophyceae, Pelagomonadales, Pelagomonadaceae. The annotation marks the transcript as partial.